This is a messenger RNA of Pecten maximus, 1338 nucleotides long. Its product is annotated as hornerin-like. The record is from RefSeq and is a predicted model, not a curated record. The coding region runs from base 1 to 1338 and encodes 445 amino acids. Lineage: Eukaryota; Metazoa; Mollusca; Bivalvia; Pectinida; Pectinidae. The transcript has a single exon.
AUGUCUAGGGAGACACCAACAGUCAGGGUCAUACAAAGACGGGGUCUUGAGGAGACACCAACAGUCAGGGUCAUACAAAGACGGGGUCUGGGGGAGACACCAACAGUCAGGGUCAUACAAAGACGGGUCUGGGGGAGACACCAACAGUCAGAGUCAUACAAAGACAGGGUCUUGGGGAGACACCAACAGUCAGGGUCAUACAAAGACGGGGUCUGGGGGAGACACCAACAGUCAGGGUCAUACAAAGAGGGGGUCUGGGGAGACACCAACAGUCAGAGUCAUACAAAGACAGGGUCUUGGGGAGACACCAACCAUCAGGGUCAUACAAAGACGGGUCUGGGGGAGACACCAACAGUCAGGGUCAUACAAAGACGGGGUCUUGAGGAGACACCAACAGUCAGGGUCAUACAAAGACGGGGUCUGGGGGAGACACCAACAGUCAGGGUCAUACAAAGACGGGUCUGGGGGAGACACCAACAGUCAGAGUCAUACAAAGACAGGGUCUUGGGGAGACACCAACAGUCAGGGUCCUACAAAGACAGGGUCUGGGAGAGACACCAACAGUCAGGGUCAUACAAAGACGGGGUCUGGGGGAGACACCAACAGUCAGGGUCAUACAAAGAGGGGGUCUGGGGAGACACCAACAGUCAGGGUCAUACAAAGAGGGGGUCUGGGGGAGACACCAACAGUCAGGGUCAUACAAAGACGGGGUCUUCGAGAGACACCAACAGUCAGGGUCAUACAAAGACGGGGUCUUCGAGAGACACCAACAGUCAGGGUCAUACAAAGACGGGGUCUGGGGGACACACCAACCAUCAGGGUCAUACAAAGACGGGUCUGGGGGAGACACCAACAGUCAGGGUCAUACAAAGACGGGGUCUGGGGAGACACCAACAGUCAGGGUCAUACAAAGAGGGGGUCUUGGGGAGACACAAACAGUCAGGGUCAUACAAAGACGGGUCUGGGGAGACACCAACAGUCAGGGUCAUACAAAGACGGGGUCUGGGGGAGACACCAACAGUCAGGGUCAUACAAAGAGGGGGUCUUGGGGGAGACACCAACAGUCAGGGUCAUACAAAGACGGGGUCUGGGGGAGACACCAACAGUCAGGGUCAUACAAAGACGGGGUCUGGGGAGACACCAACAGUCAGGGUCAUACAAAGACGGGUCUGGGGGAGACACCAACAGUCAGGGUCAUACAAAGACGGGUCUGGGGGAGACACCAACAGUCAGGGUCAUACAAAGACGGGGUCUGGGGGAGACACCAACUGUCAGAGUCAUACAAAGACGGGGUCUGGGGAGACACCAACAGUCAGGGUCAUAAAACGACUGGUCUAG